Messenger RNA from Brugia malayi, 603 nucleotides. Its product is annotated as RNA recognition motif domain containing protein. Lineage: Eukaryota; Metazoa; Nematoda; Chromadorea; Rhabditida; Onchocercidae. Gene Ontology annotation, biological process: mRNA splicing, via spliceosome. The coding region runs from base 1 to 603 and encodes 200 amino acids. Gene Ontology annotation, molecular function: RNA binding. Gene Ontology annotation, cellular component: nuclear speck. The transcript is spliced from 7 exons. The record is from RefSeq and is a predicted model, not a curated record.
AUGGCACCAAGAAAACGUUCUACGUCGAAAACCAGUUCAAGUUCAUCAUCAACAGAACGAUCACGUUCACGAAGUCGUACACGUUCAAAAACCCGAAGCCGCAGUAAAACUUAUUCACCAGAACGUGGUGAGGAGGGACGUCUUCAUGUGGCGAAUAUUGAUGAGUCAGUACGUGCAAGAGAUCUAGAGGAAGCAUUUUCACGUUUCGGAAAGCUCUCCGAAGUUUGGGUGGCGAGUUAUCCACCACUUUUUGCAUUUGUGGUAUUUAAGAAUAAGUCGGAUGCAAAUGAAGCGUUGGCAGCUCUGAAUAACACAUACAUUCGUAACUGCCGAGUACGCGUAUCGGUAGCAUUGCCUCGAGUUCGUGCACAUGAUCGCUAUCGCUUUGGUGGUGGUUAUGGGGGUGGUUAUUACGGUGGUGGUGGUUAUGGCAGAUAUGGUGGUUAUGGCAGCAGUCGAUAUGGUGACUAUGGACGUUAUGGCGGAUAUGGCCGAGAUCGAGAUAGACGGCGAUCACCGCCACGACGAGAACGCGAACGCCGCAGAAGGUCCCGUACUCGCUCGCGAUCACGUUCACGUUCUUCUUCAUCCCACAGUCGUUAA